Molecule: messenger RNA, 1897 nt
Organism: Rhinopithecus roxellana (golden snub-nosed monkey)
Lineage: Eukaryota; Metazoa; Chordata; Mammalia; Primates; Cercopithecidae
Gene: ITM2A
Product: integral membrane protein 2A
Exons: 6
Coding region: 382-1173 (263 amino acids)
Biological process (GO): negative regulation of amyloid precursor protein biosynthetic process
Cellular component (GO): Golgi apparatus; plasma membrane; extracellular exosome
Molecular function (GO): amyloid-beta binding
Source: RefSeq, a predicted model, not a curated record
GCUCUUAUCUGAAGUUGCAGAGAGUGGGUGGGAGUAUGCCUGAGGUGCAGGUGAGGCACGUUUUGCCUGAGCCAGCCAAGGGCUCCACUUCCCCUCCUCUUCCCCCCGUGGCAAAUCCGCCCCACCUCGCAAACCCCCAACUCAGGCACUUGGGCCCCUUUUGGGCCCCCUCUCGCUCCUCCCUUUAGGCACUUCCCUGGGCCCGCCCACGGUCUCCCCCCAGUUUGGGACUGCGUCAUAAGUAUCCCAGACCUCGGCUUGCAGUAGUGUUAGACUGAAGAUUAAGUAAGUGCUGUUCGUGCUAGCAGGAUCUCCUCUUGUAAUCUGCAGCCCAGGACGCUGAUUCCAGCAGCGCCUUACCGCGCAGCCCGAGGAUUCACUAUGGUGAAAAUCGCCUUCAACACCCCCACCGCGGUGCAAAAGGAGGAGGCGCGGCAAGACGUGGAGGCCCUCCUGAGCCGCACGGUCAGAACUCAGAUAUUGACCGGCAAGGAGCUCCGAGUUGCCACCCAGGAAAAAGAGGGCUCCUCUGGGAGAUGUAUGCUUACUCUCUUAGGCCUUUCAUUCAUCUUGGCAGGACUUAUUGUUGGUGGAGCCUGCAUUUACAAGUACUUCAUGCCCAAGAGCACCAUUUACCGUGGAGAGAUGUGCUUCUUUGAUUCUGAGGAUCCUGCAAAUUCCCUUCGUGGAGGAGAGCCUAACUUCCUGCCUGUGACUGAGGAGGCUGACAUUCGUGAGGAUGACAACAUUGCAAUCAUUGAUGUGCCUGUCCCCAGUUUCUCUGAUAGUGACCCUGCAGCAAUUAUUCAUGACUUUGAAAAGGGAAUGACUGCUUACCUGGACUUGUUGCUGGGGAACUGCUAUCUGAUGCCCCUCAAUACCUCUAUUGUUAUGCCUCCAAAAAAUCUGGUAGAGCUCUUUGGCAAACUGGCGAGUGGCAGAUAUCUGCCUCAAACUUAUGUGGUUCGUGAAGACCUGGUUGCUGUGGAGGAAAUUCGUGAUGUUAGUAACCUUGGGAUCUUUAUUUACCAACUUUGCAACAACAGAAAGUCAUUCCGCCUUCGUCGCAGAGACCUCUUGCUGGGUUUCAACAAACGUGCCAUUGAUAAAUGCUGGAAGAUUAGACACUUCCCCAACGAAUUUAUUGUUGAGACCAAGAUCUGUCAAGAGUAAGAGGCAACAGAUGGAGUAUCCUUGGUAAUAAGAAGUCAGAGAUUUACAAUAUGACUUUAACAUUAAAGUUUGUGGGAUACUCAAGAUAUUUACUCAUGCAUUUACUCUAUUGCUUAUGCUUUUAGUAAAAGGAAAAAAAAAACAAAAAACAAAAAACUACUAACCACUGCAAGCUCUUGUCAAAUUUUAGUUUAAUUGGCAUUGCUUGCUGUUUGAAACUGAAAUUAUAUGAUUUUCAUUUUUUCUUUGAAUUUAUAGGGUUUAGAUUUCUGAAAGCAGCAUGAAUAUGUCACCUAACAUCCUGACAAUAAAUUCCAUCCGUUGUUUUUUUGUUUUUUGUUUGUUUGUUUGUUUCUUUUCCUUUAAGUAAGCUCUUUAUUCAUCUUAUGGUGGAGCAAUUUUAAAAUUUGAAAUAUUUAAAAUUGUUUUUGAACUUUUUGUGUAAAAUAUAACAGAUCUCUUAACAUUGUUGGUUUGUUUUGUUUUUCAUUUUGUACAACUUUCUUGAAUUUAGAAAUUACAUUUUUACAGUUCUGUUAGGUGCUCUGUAAUUAACCUGACUUAUAUGUGAACAAUUUUCAUGAGACAGUCAUUUUUAACUAAUGCAGUGAUUCUUUCUCACUAAUAUCUGUGUUGUGGAAUGCACAAAAUUGUGUAGGUGCUGAAUGCUGUAAGGAGUUUAGAUUGUAUGAAUUCUACAACCCUAUAAUAAAUUUUACCCUAU